Molecule: messenger RNA, 438 nt
Organism: Rhizophagus irregularis DAOM 181602=DAOM 197198
Lineage: Eukaryota; Fungi; Glomeromycota; Glomeromycetes; Glomerales; Glomeraceae
Source: RefSeq, a predicted model, not a curated record
AUGACGACCAUCAGAUCCUUUGCAAGAGUGACUCCAGAGCGCUUUACAGACCAACUACUAUAUCUUCAAGACGGUGAAUUUGAACCUGAUGAUUUAUAUUCAGAUGCGACUGAUAAUGAAUGUCACAAAGCCUUGAAAAACGAUAUAAAUCGAAUCACUUGUGUUUAUGACAAGAAUGACAAUAAAAGUCUGAAGUUGAAAUUCUUUAGGAAUAAAUUGAAACAGGGCGAUAUUAUAAAUGAAGCUGAGGAUGAAGAUUUUGAUGAGCCAAAGUCUGUAAAUCUCCACAAACGAAAAAGGAAAUGCACUAUCCAAGAGUAUAAUAAUGUAUUUGUCAGGAACUCGGAAUUAAAUGAUUAUUGCAAGAAGCUUUCAGAUUUGCAGUCACAUCAUAUCGAAGAAGACUCACAACGUGUCUGCCACUUUUUGCAAUGCUGA